CAAACACGAAGCUCCUGGCAGCCUACUCCAGCUUCCCUUCACAAAAGACCAGCCAAAGCUUCAACCCACGAUUAAUCGAACACCAUCGACCAACAUAUCACUCCGGUUUCUCAACGAACCAAAAACCCAGAAAAUUCAAAAACCAUAAACCCAUACUCAAGAAGCAACUAAUACUCGCCCAACCGCCAAGAUGUCAAUGCGCAUAGUCCCCCCCGCCUCCCACAGCAGCACCUUCAAAGCCGUCAACACCUCCGCGCCCUCCGCCCCAGGCGUCCACGACACGCUCCGCCACGGCGUCGGCCCAACCUCCUCCCUCACCACCUCCUCUUCCUCCUCCCUUCCAGAAGCCCCCAUCUCUCGCCACCCCCUCGAAUCGCGUCUCAAAGCCUGGGAAUCCACACAGGAAGCGCUGCGCAUGGAGUCUCUGCGCCGCACCUUCGGCAUCGCGGAGCCGAUCCGGCGGGGCAUGGAGCUGAAGAUCGCGCGGGACGGCGAGUGGCGACCGCUCGCCCUGGGCGGCGGCGCCGGCGUGAAGAGCGUGCACGAGGAUAUCCUGCGCGGCCGCGAGGCCAUGAUGGACUGGGAGGACGUGUUCACGGGCGAGGAGCAGCGGGGCGCUGUUGGUGUGCAUGAGGAGAUGGAGAGGAAGUUGAAGAUUUGAAGGGGAAUGAUGGCGUGGUGGAUGAUUCGUCCGUAUUUGCGUCGUGAAAGUCGUGGUGGUGGAUGGUGAUCGCUUGGUCAGGUGACUCUCAGUCAUCCAGCACUAUUAACUUCGAUGGCUAUGAAUUAAGAGUUCACUUCAUAUAUGUACGAGACAGACGUGCAGCAAGAAUAGACAAGUCAUAGGCAUUAGACCCUAAUGGCAGUGGCAGUGGCAAUUAGCACCCAAUACAUAUUUCAUCCAGUGAGGGAAAAAAU
Annulohypoxylon truncatum is the source of this 918-nucleotide messenger RNA. RefSeq names its product proteasome maturation factor UMP1. The record is from RefSeq and is a predicted model, not a curated record. Lineage: Eukaryota; Fungi; Ascomycota; Sordariomycetes; Xylariales; Hypoxylaceae. Gene Ontology annotation, biological process: proteasome assembly. The transcript has 2 exons. The coding region runs from base 191 to 661 and encodes 156 amino acids. Gene Ontology annotation, cellular component: cytoplasm; nucleus.